UAACACUGAUAGUAACUACAGUACACAAACUAAAUAGAGGUAUCUCUAAUCUCGCUCAAGGACUUCAAUUAAAAAAGUAAAGAUUUUAUAUUACAGAAAUGUUUAGUUUUUCAAGUUUUAUCACAAAAAGUUGCCCAAAUGCUAUUAACUUACUAAAACAGCAAAGUAGAAACACGUUUAUUCUAAAACGUCGUUGGCCUCCACCACUUCAUAAAAAAGGUGGUAAACCUUCUAAGUUUAGAGGAAGGCACUUCGUUUAUGAUUUGGUCCAAGAUACUAAUAUUAUUAAGAAACCUGAUCUGAAGAUCAUUCUCAACCAAUUCGUAGACGGUGUGGGUAAUAUGGGUGACAUUCUUACUCUGCGCCCAAUGGUGGCAUACCGAGACUUCCUUAUGCCUGGUUUAGCAGUCUACGCUACACCUGAUAACAUACUUAAAUAUCAAGUCACAGAUGAAAAACCAACAACUGAAAACACAUAUAGUUCCCCUUAUGUUCAAAGAACUAUUAACCUAUUGUCUAACCUAGUGUUGCAAAUUACUAUGAGCAAGAUGCAACCAUGGACAUUGCAGCCUUGGCAUGUCAAGGCGUCAUUCAGGAAAAGUGGAUUUUUUGUGCCAGAGUAUGCUAUUGAGAUGCCACCUGUUGAAAUCAAAGGACCUGAUUUAUCACUACAGGAUAAGGAAUUUUUUAUUACAGUAACGAUAAACAAAACUGAAAAAGUUAACGUAAGAUGCAGAAUACACCACUGGGCUACUGGUCUUGAUCGACUACCCUGGGUGGAGAAUCACUGGAAACAACCUAAGGAGCCCCUCAUCCCUGAACAAGCCCCCAUUCUUGAAAAAAUGCCUUUAAGGGAAUAAGUUUAUGUUUAGUAUGUAUGUAGUAGAUCAGAGAAAUGGUAGAAAUUUUUGCCUGAGAAAAAUUAUAUGGUUAAAUUGAAAUAGUAGGUCAAUCUUUAUUUAUUUUAACUACAGUAAAUGUUAGGUUUCAUUAUGUCAUCAUUUCUUGUAGUAAUAUAAAAACUGCUGUUCUUGGCUCCUGUUCAGGGUCCUGUCAUGAUUGUGCUUUUUCUAUAGCAAAAAGUGUAACAGUAGGAAAAGUAUUUGCCAUGCAAUUCCCUGCACUUUUAAAUAUGACAACCUGUAAAUAUUUGAA
This is a messenger RNA of Amyelois transitella, 1155 nucleotides long. It is a transcript of the gene mRpL9, whose product is annotated as large ribosomal subunit protein bL9m. The coding region runs from base 99 to 860 and encodes 253 amino acids. Lineage: Eukaryota; Metazoa; Arthropoda; Insecta; Lepidoptera; Pyralidae. Gene Ontology annotation, biological process: translation. Gene Ontology annotation, cellular component: ribosome; mitochondrion. Gene Ontology annotation, molecular function: structural constituent of ribosome. The transcript is spliced from 5 exons. The record is from RefSeq and is a predicted model, not a curated record.